AUUUACCAUUAAAUGCAAGCCAUCAUGAUCAGGAUACACGACCAAAUUGUGUUGCUGACAAGGAUUUUCAAGUAUCAACUACUGUCUUGAGCAUAUAUUUUCAAAUUCCAUUGGAAUAUCUACCAUACAUAACACAUGCGUUUUGGAGUAUAGAUGAACGGCAUUGGCUUGGUGAUUUCUGGAGCACAUUUAAUGAAAUGGACUACCAAUAUAUUUCGAUCAAUCAAAACACAAAGCUGACCGCGAGAGAUCUUUCACUUGAGCCUGGGCGAACAUAUCGAUUAUCAUUGAAGUUUUGUGCAGGCGAUGUCUGUUUUCCUGCACUUAAGACUAGUGGUGUCACAAUCAUACCAGACAAGCCUGUUGCAGGACCAAUAUCGAUUGAAUACAAAUAUCAUAUUAACAAUACAGAUAAGAUGGAAAUAACAUUUGCUAAUAUGUAUGAUCCGGACAUUGUGGAUGAAGAUGAAGCAAGACGAGUAGUAUCACUUUACGAAUACAGUCUGCAGGAUAGUUCAUAUGGAAUAUAUUAUUCUUGGUUAAAAGCAGAUGGAAUAUCAGCAGUAAACAGCUCUUUCUCACAGCUUACAAUUCAUUUGCUUGGGCAGAUUGAUUUUUCAAAAUGUCGUAUAUUUGCCUUACGUGGAUAUAAUAGAGCAGGUGUGUGGCAGACAACAUUUGCUGAAAUAAAACCGUGCAAUGGUAAAGAUGUUGUUCCAAAAAUAGUCCUAGAUGUUAUAGGAGAGCAGCAGUUGAACGGAGACGGUUCAAUAAUAGAUGGAUAUGGUAAAGAAAUAUAUCUUGAAGAAACUGGAGGAUGGAAUAUUGAAGACACGGAUUACACUCCGUAUAAAAACAUUUUAAGUGCUGUGUGGCACUCACUGCAGCAUAAAGAUUUUACUUGGGCAGUGAUUGAAAUGAAAACAUUAGAUGCCUUAACGUACUACAAGGAUUUCAACAGCAUUCGUCUUUCAGAUCCAUGUUCACAUCCUGAUGUUGUUACAUGUGGACAUACUGAAAGUGCUUAUAUUAAUGUUUUAUUCAAAGACGAAAGUCCUCUAGAGCACGGUAAACGAUACACAAUAUGCAUUCAUGCUCCAUCAAAAACUCUUGAGUAUGAGACGUACACAGAAGUACUGGAGGAAACAAGUGUAUGCAGUGAUGGUAUCACAGUUGAUCUUACACCUCCUACAACGGGGAAAGUUUGGAUAGGACCAACUUCAGAAGUAGAGUACAAGUUUCAGAUAACAACCUCUGAUAUGUUUGUGAGUUGGGAAUCAUUUGUGGAUAUUGAAGAAUAUGGUACAGCAAGUCAUAGUACUGGAAUACGUCAAUACCAAGUUGCUAUUGGAUCUGUGGAAGGCGGGUCAGAUAUAGUUGAAUACACAAAUGUUGGUGUUUUGAACCAUGUAACAUUUCACAAUCUUCACUUACAGAACGGACAUGAUUAUUUUGCAUCUGUAAGAGGAAUUGAUUUUUCUGGAAGAAGUUCUAUAGCACACUCUGUCUCCAUCAGAGUAGAUACCACUCCACCGCAUCUAACAUCAAGACCUAUUCUAAUUGAUGGCAGACAUAUCAGAAGUUUCACUGAAAUUCGAGCAUGCUGGAAAGAUGUCUUUUAUGACUUAGAAAGUGGAAUUGCAUAUUACAUGCUAGAAGUAGGUUCCAAAGCAAAUAUUGGGGACAUUGUACAAUCCACCGAGACAACUGAAGACUGUGGCGUUCCUAUCCUAGAUGUUGAUGCGCAUCAAGGACAUGCAUAUUUCUUAACAGUCAAGGCAGUCAAUAAAGCAAAUUUAGUAAUAACUGCAUCAUCGUGGGGUUACAUAUAUGAUCAAUCUCCGCCGGAAGUUGGUCAAGUGUUUGAUGGAUUUUUGCAAGAAGAUAAGAUGAAUUCGAUUGAUAUCGACUUUCAGAUAGACUCUACUCAGCUUGGUGCUUACUGGAAAGAGUUUUAUGAUCCACAUACAACAAUAAAAACUUACAAAAUUGCUGUUGGAACUUGUGUGGGUUGUGAUGACGUAUUACAAGAACAUGAUGUUGGAAUAAUAUAUGAGUUUGUUUUGAAGGGAAUAAAUCUUGCUAUUGGUAAGAUAUAUUAUACCACAGUAACUGCAUGUAAUACAGCCGACCUUUGUUCAUCUGUUACGUCUGAUGGAUUUAUAAUUGAUAACAGUCCCCCAAAUAUUGGAAAAGUGAAGGAUGGAGCAGAUUACAUUGACAUAAAUUAUCAAUCUUUAAGAUCAUAUGUAGCCGCAACAUGGCGUGGUUUUAACGAUCCGCAAUCAGGCUUAAAUAAAUACUCUAUCAGAGUGGGGUCAUUAAUGGGAGGAGAUGAUAUCAUAUCGAAGAGUGAACUGCCGUUGACAGAUAUAGCCGUGUUUUCAAAUACUAGUAUUACUGAUGAAAUUCCAACAAACAUCAGAAUCUACAUAACUGUCCGAGCCUACAACAAAGCAGGUCUUUACUCUGAAGCGACGUCAAAUGGUUUCCUGGUUGAUGAUUCCCCUCCAUCCUUCAGUCGCAAACCCGAAUUGUUUCAGCAGUUAGGAUCAAGAAGAGUAAACACAAUUAUUUAUAGGAGUUGUUUGAAAGUCUCAUGGGACGUUAAUGACGAGGAAUCUUUUAUUGAGCGACAGUAUAUCUCUGUGAUCUCACACAAGGGAGGUGAAAUUAAUUCAACAUCGACAGAGCUAAAUGGAAUUGUACGUGAUUUUACUUAUACAAGAUUGGAUCUACACGAUGGGGGAGUAUACUUUGUUACUGUUAUUGCAUGUAAUGGGGCUAAAGUAUGUGUAAAGGAGACAUCAGAUGGCAUUUUCAUCGACAACUCUCCGCCAAUUACAGGAACAUUUGCUAUCGAAACGAAACACGCUGCUAGCCUACAUCGCCAUGUUGAUGGUUGGUGGAUGAAGUGGUCAACAUUUAAAUUAUGGCUGGCAUGGAUAGGUUUUUCUGAUCUUCAUUCUGGUAUAGAUUACUAUAUGGUAUCAGUUGGUAGUAGAUAUAUGCUUGACGAUCUCAAUAGUGAAAAUAAGCCAGAGAAAUUUCACCACAAUGGUUCUGGUGUAGACAAGGGAGACGAGGGUAAAGUGCAGACUUUUGAAGUAGAUACAACAAAAUUAACUGACUACAAUUAUGUGUUCAUCAGUAUUUGGGCAUUAAAUAAUGUUGGACUUCAAAGUGACAUGAUUCACGGUCAAUUUCGUUUGAUUCCUGGUGGUUCGCUUGAAUUGAUAAGACGAUGCUCUUCUAACACAUGUCGAGGACACUGUGUAUGUGCUCCAAAAGAUCAAAGAUGUCCAAUUAAAGGAACGCCAUGUGUAGACAAUACAAAUAAUAACACCAACACUUUAAUUGCUAUAUAUGAUGUGACUGAUAUACGACAAUUAGAAGCAGAUGAUUUUAGUUUUACGCCAUCACAUGACGCACUAGCAGCACGAUGGAAAAUUGUUCAGAUUCAGGGUUUAUUGCCACAGUGGUAUGAAUGGAGUGUAGGAAUAACAGAGUCAAAUGAACCGGAGGGAAUAAUUGACAGCUCUGUGGAAAACGUUUGGCAUCCUUGUGGUCAGAUAGAUAAUGCAAUCUACACUUUGCCUCGAGGGAAAGUUCUAAAUGAUUUCCACCUGUACUCAUUCUUUGUUAGAGCAUGGUAUGAUAGCAACACUUUUGCUGAUUUCAAAUCUGAUGGUGUAACAGUAAUGUCAAAACCACUGACGAAAACGAACGUAUUUGGCGUAGGGGUAAUGGAACAUUUACCAGGCCACUGGAAGAAGGAUAUUGAUUAUAUGCUACGAGGCGGGCUAUUUACAAUUUCAUGGCAUGAAGCAUUUUUGAAGGCCAGCACUGUUAUUGAAAAGUUUCAUGUUUAUUUGAGUACCUACCCUGGUGGUCAUGACAUACACAAAGUGGAAAUAGAUAUUCCAGGAUCAGUAUCGUCGGUCAAUAUAAGCCGAGUCCCUUUAUUACCCCGUGUUAGGUAUUAUUCUAAUGUGGUUGGUUAUAGUUAUGCUGGACAGCACAUGACACUGUCAUCAGAUGGGUUCACUGUAGAUGUUGAUAAACCUUUGGGCGGAGUUGUAAAUGACGGCAUAGGACACAUAGCAAUAGAUUUUCAAAACACUUCACACUUUGUAAGUGCUUCCUGGAAUGGUUUUGGAGACCACGAUUCCGGAAUAAGGAAGUAUUACUGGUGCGUGCAAUCCGAAAUCUCCGAAAGGGAUUGUGAUGUGCUGCCUUAUCUACAUGUUGGUAUUCAAAGAUCAGUAUCAAAAUCCAUCAACUCUUCUAUAGUACGCUCAGGGACAAAGAUUUUUAGUAAAGUAUAUGCUGUUGAUUUUGUUGGUCACGUAUCGGAUACUGCAACAUCUAACGGUGUUGUCAUUGAUGAAACCCCGCCAACACCAGUACAGUUAAUGUUUACCGAAAACAGUAUGAUAAAGAAUCCCUCAUUUGAAGACAGUGAUAAUAAUUUUGUAGACAUUUUAAAUAUGUCUACUACUUAUAUUUGUGGAUAUUCAAAACCAAAACACUGGAAUUCUUCUGAUAACGAUUGCAUUUGCGUAGUGGGCUCUUCAAAAUCUAUUGCCAUGGAUGGUCGAUCAUUUCUUUUUCUCAGAGGAAGUGUUUUGCAGACAUUAUCUAACUUAGAAAGAGACAACUCUUAUAGUGUCAAUUUUUUUACUGCUCAUGUCCCCUUUGAAGAUUCAGUCCUUUCUACAAAAGAAGGUUAUAUUGAAUUUGGAAAUGAAAGACACGUGUUUCUUGUGUACCAAAAGCAAGACAAACAUGGUUCUGACAUUGAUGUAUCCUGGCAUUCUCAAACCUUUUACUUUACCGCAAAGAAUAAAGACGUUAAUAUAACAUUUGGAAGCAUGGACGACACAACAGGCAUUUUACUUGAUAACAUUCAAUUUUCUAAGGUUGAAGUUGUUGAUGGUGGGACACAUUCUUAUCCCGUUUUAUCUCACGCAGUGUGGCUACACGGAUGGUCAUCAAUACACGCCUCAUGGCAAUUUGUUGACGAGGAAAGUCCUAUUGUUGAAUAUCUCUGGGCUAUUGGUUACAAAGAAGGAAGCACAGAAAUACAGAGAUAUACAAGUGUUGGACUAAACACAUUCGCCUACAAUUAUAAUAUUACAUUAGCACAUACUUCUCAAGUCCACAUAACAGUUGUUGCCAUCAAUGGUGCUGGAUUGUCUUCAGUAGCCACAGCAGAAGCCCUUUUUAUUGAUCUUACACCUCCUGAUAUAGAAUUCGUUUAUGAUGGAAUUGGAUAUGAUAUAGACAGUCAAACAACAGAUGAAAUCAUUGCUAACUGGAAGGUUGAAGAUUUAGAGUCCGGACUAUCGCAUUGUGAAUGGGCUGUUGGUUUUAGUGAAUUUGGUAAUGCGAUCCAGGCGUUUGUCCGAAUACCGACAGACCUUUCAUCUGUAUCUAAAGUGUUUGACCAUAGUUUAUUGGCAUCGAGGAAUGUGUACGUGACAUUACGGUGCCACAAUAAGGCAGGCUUACACACCAAAAAAUCGUCAGACGGAGUAACAAUAUCAAACAGUCCUCCUUCUAUACAGAAUGCUCAAGUUCAAAUUUUGGACCAACCAAUUACGGAAUACAGAAGUAAACAAAACUUCCAUGGAAACACUUCUAUUGUGCGACUGAAGUGGAUGGGUUUUGAAGAUAAAUCAGACUUAGAUUCAUUCCAUGUUGAAUUCGAAAACCAGAAAAAGCCGGUGUCUUUAUCAAAGACAAUCCUUUAUGAUAAUGACGGUGUUAUGUACUGUAGUAUGACUGGUUUAGACUUGCAUGAUGGACACUUUGAAGUGAGAGUUUCAGCAAUAAAUAAUGCAUUCCUAUCCAGUGAACCUGUAUCAACAAAUAUGUCUGUGUCAACUAUAAUUCCGAAAGUAUCAGAAACAAAGUCCAUCACAAUGUCUGAAAAUGAAACGAACAGAACUUUAACCAUAAGCUGGGAAACGUAUUUUACCUCUGCAUUUACCUUGUACUAUGAAGUGUCUGUAGGGACAGCUUUAAAUGGGGCGGAUAUUGUACAGUGGCAGGAGACAACAAAUGAAUUUCUCGUGAUGCAUGUCCCACUCCAGGUUAAAUUGUAUAAUGGGAUGACGAUUUAUAUUACAAUAUCAGCCAUUGCAUUAAAUGGGAAACCUACAACAAAAACUAUUGCUCUGACUGUGUAAUCGUGAGACAUUUACUAUCUGAAGUGCGAGGACACAUUUUUGCAAUUAUCUUGUACACGCCCGUUUGCGGCAAGCCUCCUCCCUCAGUAUGCGUUGUGCUUUGUUUGUAUUUUAGAUAAAAAAAAAUUAUUAUUUACUUUUAUUAAAAGAUAUUCUGUAAAUAUUGUACAAUUGCUCUACUCCGACAUGAUUUACGGACAUUAUUAUAAAACAUGCGAAAUAUGUAUCAACUAAAAAUGGUUACUUUAUUUUUUUCUGUUUUUUUUUCUUGACUACACAUUCAGCUAUAUGUAUCUCAUCAUUUCCCCAUUUUAUACUUGUAGAUCUUUUUGUGCUGAACAUUUUUGCUAUUCACUGUUCCGCUUUAUCGGUUAUAAUUUCUGCAAAAUUAGCAAAACUGGGUUCAAAUUAUCUCCAAGGGGCAAUACAUCCUAUUGGUGGACAAUUGACGAUUUCUUUUUUUACUAAUAUAUUUUUAUUGCACUCAAUUGCUGUUAACAAUUGACCUAGUGAACAGGAUUACACUAAGUAUCCCUGCUUUAUUAGUUAAUAAGGUAUCCAGGAAUAAAAUGAAAUAAGAAUAAAUACAUUACAAUAUUAA
Mytilus californianus (California mussel) is the source of this 6795-nucleotide messenger RNA. RefSeq lists its product as uncharacterized. The transcript is spliced from 31 exons. Gene Ontology annotation, molecular function: protein binding. Lineage: Eukaryota; Metazoa; Mollusca; Bivalvia; Mytilida; Mytilidae. Bases 198 to 6194 code for a protein of 1998 amino acids. The record is from RefSeq and is a predicted model, not a curated record.